This is a messenger RNA of Cylicocyclus nassatus, 418 nucleotides long. The record is from the annotation of a GenBank genome assembly. Lineage: Eukaryota; Metazoa; Nematoda; Chromadorea; Rhabditida; Strongylidae.
UCUAUUUGUUCAAAGGGGGCAUUUAUGACGGGACGUGAAAGGGCACCAAAUAAAAAGAAGGUAACGUGAGCAUUACAUGACCGUAGCGAUGAUGUUCUUGCACGAACUGCUACUUGCCUUUUCUCUAGUUGUGCUUGGAUCCGAAGGGAAAUGCCAUUUCAACUGGCCGGAGUGCUACUAUGGUUGUUUGACACUCAGAUCCCAUCCGGUAAUAUACUAUAGUGGAGUGGUGAAACUGUACCCCGAUUGCAUAGAGGCGUGCCAACAUUUUAGAAACUCUUCGCUACGUGAAUUCAUGAAACCUCAGCCUUGCAGUUUGAAGGAACCUUGCCCUUUUAACCGGGCUGAGUGCUACAAUGAUUGUCAGCUACUCCGAAGCCAUUAUGUGCUAUACGAUGCUGGAGUAACGAUUCACCCC